AUCCUGAACUACUCCUGAUUGGGGCCGCGCCGUCGAAAAAGAAAGCACACUAAAGUCCUGGAUCGUCACACGAGGGCCAUCAGUCGCGGUUGGUCCCACUCGACAGAAACACGGCUCCAAACAGCAAUUGGACUAUUAUUAUCAUCCAUUUUCCUCUUCCUCCACUCCUUGCAGUUUGACAUAUACCUACUUCUAUGCAUCUCGAACAUUGAUUGUUGCGCUAUUCCUGGACUGGUUGACCACUUUAACUGCAGGAUUCAGUCUUUGAUGCAGAACGAGCAGGGAUCCUUACGUGGAUGGUAACCAGUGGUAGACCGAGCAAACCGACAGAUGACGGCUACUGCUUAAUCUGAGAAAUUCAUUCACCUUUGUGCUUGUUAUCAAUUCAAUGAACGAACAAUAUCAGUGAUUCGUAUAUCCUGUAGACCUCUUGUCGGUCGAUAUGGCGGGAUUGAUGGACGGGGCCCUGUUGCCCACCAUCAAAUGCUCCAAUUGCGGGAUGAGGGUCGAGAUCUCGCAGAUGGGAGAUCACGUCUGCAAACCUGCGCCAGCAUCUCCAUCUCCGCCGCCUCCAUCGCCUCCACCAAAGUCCGACUCUGCGACAGCCUCAACACACCUGAGGAACCCGUCUGGACCCAGGCUGGGACGACCGGGGCCUCCACCGCGCAUCGAUCCAUCAUUAGCGAAUCGGUCGUACUUACACCCCAAUGAAGAUCUAUCGAAGAGUGAAAAGGACUCUCUGACCCCGUCUCCGCUCUCAGUAUCAACAGGACAACGGUCGCCGUAUUUGCAGCAAAGAAGUCGCAUCUCUCCCCUUCUGGAUGAGCCCGAUUCGCCUGAUGUGAUCAAACCAGUUGGCAAUUUGCCGGCUUUCCCCCUGCCACGAUCGAUGUCCAAGAAACGAAAUGCUUCGCUGUCGCUGUUGCAGAUAGCCCAAACUGCACCGCCAGUGCCCUCGCCGCAAUUCGCGCAUGCGAUGGAUAGAGAGGCUUCGCUGCCUCCGCAGAGUGCGCGCAUGUCAGGAUACGAGAGAGGACGUUCACCCCCGCCUUUGACGAAACAGCAUGAUGCGCCUCGCGCUCAAGCGAUCUCCCAUAGACAUGGGGACUCGAUUGACAGCAGGAGUAGUUACGGAACAUCCGCCGGGAGUAGCCGGUAUGGCGAGAACAACUCCAAGCGAUCGACUGCCAUGUCCAGUCGGCGACCCUCAUUCGGCAGCAUUGCUCAAGAGUCACAUCAAUUUACGGAAGAGGCAUCAUCCGGCCGCGCCCAUCAUCUAGAACCUUUGAUCGAGCAUUCAUCCUCAGCGGAGCAAUCAGCUGGGACGGAAAACCAGAAGCAUGACGGAAAGGGCGGCAGCUUCAGCGGGUUCGAUUUCGGAGUAGCAACCGCCGAGAAAUCAUUUCCUGAUCCAUUGCGUGUAUCGUCUCAUACGAAUUCCGACCGGCUUAGCAGCACACGAGGCUCCGCUGAGCUCUUCUUCCGAAGCCCAUCGCAAAGUUCGUUUGGCUUACCUGCUGAUUGGCUUGAUCCUAAUGAAGCACGAUCGUCGUCUGCCUCCUCCGCCAACGUGUCAUACAAAGCUUUCCGACCCUCCGUGUCAGACAUUGAACCACCCAGUGUCUCGCAAUCUGAGCCAAAGGAUGUGCCGAGGAAAGGCACAGAUUCGAGCAGUGAAAGCAAUACAUCAGUUUCCAAGUUUGCUCGUGCUCUAGGUCUCGAUUUCCCCGAUCAUGCGACGGAAAAUUCGACCUCUUCUUCUUCCGAAUCGUCGCCCUCUGAAACACGGAGCGGAACCUCAAUCUCCAGUCUUCCCUCCGAAGCAAGCCUGUCAAGAAGAAAGCCGUCGGAGACGAGCCGACUGGGAGUCGUCAAAGAGCAGCAGGCCAGUGGCAAUCGGCAACCAGUGUUGCCCGAAACCGAGCAGACGGAAAGUCCCGUUGAUCUUGAACCCCCGCGAAUUCCUGCUUCACUUCUCAGUCCCGACUCCCCGACAGACCCGGCCAUCAAUCAAGGUAGUUUGUCCUUGGUGGUAGACAAGGCACCAAGCCUUCCUCCACAGCCUCGCGAACCUCGCAUACCUCUCGUACGACAAGAAUCUCACGAUCCUCGAAACGAGCCCCCGGAACGGCCCACGAUCACUCGAUCGGCGACAGAGCCUCCCGUUCGACCGCCACCUCGUCCCAAAGGGCGUUGUAGGGGAUGCGGUGAGGCAAUUCUAGGAAAGUCUGUCUCGUCCAAGGAUGGCCGCCUGACUGGGCGGUACCACCGCGAAUGCUUCGUCUGCUGUCAUUGCCGAUCGCCAUUCGAGACGGCCGAUUUCUACGUGCUGAAUGACCACCCAUACUGUGCACAGCACUAUCAUGAACUGAACGGGUCCCUUUGCAGUGCAUGCAACAAGGGUAUCGAAGGCCAGUAUCUCGAGACGAACGAGAGAAGCGGCCCGGGGCCGGCGGAUCACAAGAAGUUCCACCCCGACUGUUUGACCUGCCGGACCUGCGGGAUUCCCGUAAAGGGCGAGUACUUUGAAUGGAACGGUCUGGUGUACUGCGAACGCGACGCUCGCCGCGCAGCUGCAUCCAUGUCGCCCAAUCGCAUGCGCCGGCCAACCUUGCCAUCCUCGCCCUUGGCCGCUCGUCCCCCGAACUACCCCCGAUGCCUCCUGGGUAUCCCCGCCGCCCUGGCCCUGGCCCUGGUCAUGGACCUGGCUUCGGCCCGGGUCCUGGUCCUGGCUCUCGUCGUCCUUCCGGGAUGUUGGAUGUACCGCGUGGGCCUCCCCAGCGGGCGCCCGACGAUUCCCGGAGAGGCGGACGACCCGGUUAAUGAUGACAUGAUUUCUAUCAUUUUGUUCAAUUGUCCUGAUGAACUGGUGGCAGCGUUGAUUGAACUUUUCGCGCUCUUCGUGGUCUACAUAUUUGGAUUUAUUUCACUCGUUCUUCAUCUGGUCUGGACCGCUAUAUACCCUUGCUUUGACCUCAAUUCUUUACAUUUCUUGUUCAUACGCUAUAUAUCCCCACUGUCGCUUCAGAAGGUCUGCUCUUGCUUGCUUGUGCAUACUUGGUGUACUAUACUUGGAAUUGCGGUCGGCCAUGUGAAUAGGACGUUAAUGAUUAAUGUGAAAUCUAUUUACUCGCUCUUAUCCCGCUUCUCCAGCUUAUACAGAAACUUCCGUCGAAAAAGCCACCCAAACAUGACCACCAGAAGCGACACAGCCCACGCCUGAGCCCUCUGCGAAACAGUGACUCUCUCGUCUCGAGUCCCCGCCGGAACACCUUUCACCAUCGCCCGACACCGUCCCGGAUCAUCCGUAAUAAUCCC
Aspergillus novofumigatus IBT 16806 is the source of this 3318-nucleotide messenger RNA. RefSeq lists its product as uncharacterized. The transcript has 3 exons. Lineage: Eukaryota; Fungi; Ascomycota; Eurotiomycetes; Eurotiales; Aspergillaceae. The coding region runs from base 443 to 3223 and encodes 926 amino acids. The record is from RefSeq and is a predicted model, not a curated record.